GGGCUCUGGCUGUGCCUGGGCAUUGGCAUGAGCCUAAGCCAAAGCCUGGCCAGCGCUGGGGAGCUUAAGAUAACCUUUUGGAUCGAGCCAGUCCAGCGAUCAGAGUUUGAAGCAGAUAUUGCGAUUGUCCUGAAGGAACUGGAUGCACUGCAGCUGGAUGUGACCAUAAGCGAUUCGGUGGUGCAGCUCACGCGCACCGACGAGCAGCAGGACAUGGACAGCUUUUGCGAGAUUCUGAGCAGCAUGGGCAGCUCCGUGAUCGUGGAUCUUAGCUACAGCCGCUGGUCAGAGGGCUAUGAGCUGGCGCGCAUGCAUGGCAUUGCGUAUGUGCGUCUGGAGCGGGUAAUGCGUCCCUUUCUGGACAUGUUUGGCGAUUUUAUGCGGCAGAAGCGUGCGAACAAUGUGGCCAUGAUCUUUCAAAAUGCUCGCGACACGAUGGAGGCUAUGAAACAGCUAAUGGCUGGCUAUCCCUUUCGCACUCUCAUCCUGGAUGCCAGCGACACACAGUCGGAGGAUUUCGUCACGCGUAUCACUUCGUUGCGACCGCCGCCCACCUACUAUGCAAUGUUCGCCCGUGGCUCCGCCAUGAAUGGUCUCUUCGAGCGCGUGGAUAUGGGCAAACUAUUCCAACGACCCACCGAAUGGCACUUGGUCUUUCUGGACACCAGGGAUCGCGUUUUCAAGUACAAGCGACAGGUGGAGCUUGCGACACGGUUUACACUGAACGCACGCGCCAUCUGCCGUUCAAUGCAGAUGCGAGAUCUUUACUGUGGAAGCGGAUUUACGCUACACCGUGGUCUGUUGCUGGAUGUGCUGCGGAGUCUCAUCUAUGCAGCGCAGAUCAGCCAGUCGUUUCCACAGCCUGUUUACCUGGAUUGCAAUGCCAGCGCCGAGGUAAACAGUGCAGAGGCCGCCAACAGCCUUUGGAUGGAGAAUGUGCACUGGAGUAACUUUGUGGGCUAUAUGCCGAGCAGCGAGACGCCGGAACAGGUGGCCGAAGAGGAGCCAGUGCCCAAUUUGAGCUUUGUGGCGAAUAUUUCGAUAGGCUACUAUUCCAGCGAACAUGAGGCCAAGACGGACCUGGCCGUUUGGGGAGCUGGCGAGCUGCGACUGCUCAACGAGACAAUUAGCCCAAGCCGGCGCUUCUUUCGUAUUGGCACCGCCGAGAGCCUGCCCUGGAGCUAUUAUCGUCGCAACCCGGCAACCGGCGAGCUGCUACGAACCAAAAACGGUGAUCCUAUCUGGGAGGGCUAUUGCAUCGAUUUUAUGGAACGGCUGGCAGAGAAGCUGAACUUUGGCUUCGAAAUUGUGGCACCCAAGCAGGGACACAUGGGUGAGCGCAACGAGCUGGGUGAGUGGGAUGGCGUCAUAGGCGACUUGGUCAGUGGCGAGACAGACUUUGCCAUCGCUGCACUCAAGAUGUACUCGGAGCGCGAGGAAGUGGUUGACUUCUUGCCGCCCUACUACGAGCAGACCGGCAUCUCCAUAGUUAUGCGCAAGCCGAUGCGACGCACCUCGCUCUUCAAGUUCAUGACGGUGCUGCGCCUGGAGGUAUGGCUAAGCAUUGUUGCCGCCCUGGUGGGCACGGCACUGAUGAUCUGGUUCAUGGACAAGUAUUCGCCGUACAGUUCGCGCAACAAUCGCGAUGCCUAUCCGUACGAGUGUCGGGAGUUUACGCUACGCGAGAGCUUUUGGUUUGCCUUGACCUCGUUCACGCCGCAAGGUGGCGGCGAGGCGCCCAAGGCGAUAUCGGGACGCCUGCUGGUUGCCGCCUACUGGCUAUUUGUGGUGCUCAUGCUGGCCACGUUCACGGCAAACUUGGCUGCGUUUCUUACUGUCGAGCGCAUGCAGACGCCGGUGCAGUCGCUGGAGCAGCUGGCGCGACAAUCACGCAUUAAUUACACUGUCGUCAAGGAUUCGGACACGCAUCACUAUUUCAUGAACAUGAAAUUCGCCGAAGAUACCUUAUAUCGUCUGUGGAAAGAGCUGGCACUGAAUGCAUCCCGCGACUUUCGCAAGUUCCGCAUUUGGGACUAUCCCAUUAAGGAACAGUUUGGGCACAUACUCCUGGCCAUUAAUAGCUCCAAGCCAGUCCACAAUGCGACCGAAGGUUUUGAAAAAGUGGACGCGCAUGGGAACGCGGACUAUGCGUUCAUACACGACUCCGCAGAGAUCAAGUACGAGGUCACCAGGAACUGCAAUCUAACGGAGGUUGGCGAAGUGUUCGCCGAGCAACCCUAUGCCGUCGCCGUGCAGCAGGGUAGCCAUUUGGGCGAUGAGCUAAGCUAUGCGAUUUUGGAGCUACAGAAGGACCGCUUCUUUGAGCAGCUCAAGGCAAAAUACUGGAACCUAUCGAAUGUACGCAACUGUCCCCUUUCCGAGGAUCAGGAGGGCAUUACCCUGGAGAGUUUGGGCGGCGUUUUCAUAGCCACCCUGCUUGGCCUAAUUCUGGCUAUGAUUACGCUGGCUUUUGAGGUGAUGUACUAUCAAAAGAAGCAAAACUCCUUGGCAUUGGUUACGCAGGUCAAGCCGCUGGACGUCAAUGACCCGUCCACCAAAAUUGCCUGGCUCGAUGCCAAGGGCAAUACUGCGGAUAGGGCAGUAAAAUCUAAAAAGCCGUCUAAACUGACGCCCCCGCCCUCAUUUGAGGCAGCCACAUUUCGAGGUAAAAAGCCACCAGGAACUAUUACGCUGGGUGUUGGCAAGUUCAAGCCCCGACUCCGUGAGCAUGGGCUACACUCGCGCCGUGAGCUUGCCACAACCUCAACGGAGCCCCACAUUGGUUAUAUGGAAUAAAGUAUCAUAUUUAACUGGAAUUAUCUAAACUAUUAUUAGCUUAAU
Molecule: messenger RNA, 2841 nt
Organism: Drosophila novamexicana
Lineage: Eukaryota; Metazoa; Arthropoda; Insecta; Diptera; Drosophilidae
Gene: Ir8a
Product: glutamate receptor ionotropic, kainate 2
Exons: 6
Coding region: 28-2796 (922 amino acids)
Biological process (GO): monoatomic ion transport; synaptic transmission, glutamatergic; modulation of chemical synaptic transmission
Cellular component (GO): plasma membrane; postsynaptic membrane
Molecular function (GO): glutamate-gated receptor activity; transmitter-gated monoatomic ion channel activity involved in regulation of postsynaptic membrane potential
Source: RefSeq, a predicted model, not a curated record